GAGAGCGCUAGCUAGAAAUCCAGCCCAACUACCGGCCCCCGCUAAACUCUCUCCUUUCUUUUCCAGCCAAGAAAAACAUCCAUGGCGUUCUACAGGCGAAGUGGUCGCCCUGACGCCUACGGGUGCAAUGAAUCAUACGAGGUUGAAGGCUACGGGUGCGGAGACCAGGGCCAGCUGGUGCGACCCUGCCCCCCCAAACCAAGCCACUCAUUUCUUGGUGCGGCGGCGCAGCAUGCCAGGGUGCUUCCUCAGGGCCGCACCGUCAAGGUCACAUGCAAGGGCAACACUGACUUCGCUUUGGGUGUGAGGGACGGCCAAGUGGUCAUGGUUUACUCUGACCCCAAUGAUCCCACCCAGCAAUGGAUCAAGGAUGACUCAUGGUGCAGAAGCGUGAGGGAUUCGGUCGGCCACCCUGCCUUCUGUCUCGUCAACAAGGCCACGGGCAAAGCACUUCGUCAUGCGCCAGGGGCAUACCAACAGGUUCUGCUGACAAAUUACGAGCCUGGGUCAUACGACGAGUCGGUGAUGUGGUCGCAAAGUGAGGACAUGGGAGAAGGGUUCAAGACCAUCAGGAUGGCUCACAACAUCCUGCUCAACCUCGACUGCUUCCAGGGUGACAUCAAGCACGGUGGCAUCAAAGAGGGGAACGAGUGUGUGCUGUGGACAUGGAACAGGCAAGACAACCAGCUCUGGAAGAUCAACCCCAUCUAUUGAUGAACUAAGAAUCACGAGCAACCGCAUCGUAGUAAUUGGAGUACCGGAUAUAUGCCUCAUACUCCACAUAUAUAUCUAUUACUAAAUAAAUAAGAAAUAAAUGUUUCAUAAA
Nymphaea colorata (pocket water lily) is the source of this 826-nucleotide messenger RNA. Its product is annotated as ricin B-like lectin R40G3. The record is from RefSeq and is a predicted model, not a curated record. The transcript has 3 exons. Bases 82 to 714 code for a protein of 210 amino acids. NCBI's taxonomy places the organism in Eukaryota, Viridiplantae, Streptophyta, Magnoliopsida, Nymphaeales, Nymphaeaceae.